This is a messenger RNA of Opisthorchis viverrini, 294 nucleotides long. RefSeq lists its product as hypothetical. The transcript is spliced from 3 exons. The coding region runs from base 1 to 294 and encodes 97 amino acids. The record is from RefSeq and is a predicted model, not a curated record. Lineage: Eukaryota; Metazoa; Platyhelminthes; Trematoda; Opisthorchiida; Opisthorchiidae.
AUGAAGAACCGUUUGGACUCGUACUAUUUAAUCGAAUUAACAUGUGCCUUCUGUAACACGCUUCUGGCGCCUAGCUGCCGUGCCACCGGAAAGAAGCACGAGGGCUGGGAUACUGCCAGGUUGGACAACACUAGACAGGGGAAGUUGAGAGGCAGAUGUCGAACCACGGACCAUCCGGUCAGUAGGCUCACUCCUUGGGUUUCCGCCAAACUUUUGUUCUACUUGAACCCAAAUAGGACCGUUUUCGAGAAAUACACUCAUUUGCAAAUCAAUUUUGGUUCAAGUAGAACAUAA